Molecule: messenger RNA, 859 nt
Organism: Bombyx mandarina (wild silkworm)
Lineage: Eukaryota; Metazoa; Arthropoda; Insecta; Lepidoptera; Bombycidae
Source: RefSeq, a predicted model, not a curated record
CCCUUCACAACGACAACUGGCCCUGGUGACAUACAACGUGCGCACUUUGAGGUUGGACGAGAAGCUAAUAGAGCUGGAAGAAGAAAUGAACAAGUUGCGCUGGGACGUUAUUGGUUUAUCGGAGAUCCGAAGAGAGGGGGAGGAUACGAAAACCUUACAGUCCGGCCACUUGUUCUACUACCGGGAGGGAGAACAGAAGUCCCAAGGUGGUGUUGGGUUUAUCGUCCACAAAUCUCUCAUAAACAACAUUGUGGCCAUCGAAAGUGUGUCGAGUAGGGUAGUAUACCUUGUCCUCAAAAUCUCAAAGCGGUAUUCGCUGAAGAUUGUACAGGUAUACGCCCCAUCGACGUCACAUCCAGACGAUGAAGUGGAAGCUACGUAUGAGGACAUUAGUAGGGCCAUACGUAACUCCCAAUCACAUUUUACCGUUGUUAUGGGAGAUUUCAAUGCAAAACUGGGCCGUAGAGGCGAUGAUGAGUUGAAAGCAUGGAAUAGGGGUGUUGUGAUCCUGUUCUUCAAAAAAGGUGACAAAACCUUAUUGAAGAACUACAGGCCCAUAGCUCUGCUGAGCCAUGUCUACAAGCUGUUCUCGAGAGUCAUCACGAAGCGUCUCGAACGCAGGUUUGAUGACUUCCAGCCUACCGAACAAGCCGGUUUCCGAAAAGGCUACAGUACCAUAGACCACAUACAUACGCUGCGGCAGAUUGUACAGAAGACCGAAGAGUACAAUCGGCCAUUAUGCUUAGCGUUUGUGGACUAUGAGAAAGCCUUUCAUUCCGUCGAAACAUGGGCGGUCCUUAGAUCUCUCCAGCGGUGCCGUAUUGACCACCGGCCGCAACUACUUCGCAGCCAGGUGUAA